Messenger RNA from Phialemonium atrogriseum, 1566 nucleotides. Its product is annotated as mitochondrial cytochrome-like protein b2. Lineage: Eukaryota; Fungi; Ascomycota; Sordariomycetes; Cephalothecales; Cephalothecaceae. The transcript has 4 exons. The coding region runs from base 1 to 1566 and encodes 521 amino acids. The record is from RefSeq and is a predicted model, not a curated record. Gene Ontology annotation, molecular function: oxidoreductase activity.
AUGGGAUCUCGAUCACCUUGUAGCCGAUCGCCGGCUGCCGGUCCCACGACCCGUGAAUCGCUGGUCGCUAUCGAUAUCAGCAUGAUGGACGGUGCUGAGGUUUCAAAGCACAACUCCAAGCAGUCCUGCUGGAUAGUGAUAGAUUUGAGGGUGUACGAUAUCACGUCCUUCCUCCAGCAGCACCCAGGCGGCGAGGCCGUUCUACUCAAACAAGGCGGCGCUGACGCGACCUCCGAGUUCAACAAGCUGCACCCUCCGGACUACGUCGAUGACCUGCCACAAGGGAGCUACCUCGGCAACCUGGACCCGGCCACAGCGAAAGGUCUCCGGAAACCCACGCCACCCGCCCCGGCACCAUCAUCCUCGCCGGCAGCGGGGAAAGUCCCCGAUCUGGCCCUCUGCGUACGGGCGUCGGACUUCGAAGAGGCAGCCAAGGUGGUGCUAAACCGCAAGUCCUGGAUCUACGUGUCCAGCUCGGCCAACUCGGGCCUCUCGCUGCGCGGCAACCUGGACGACUGGUCGCGCGUCACCUUCCGGCCGCGGGUGCUUCGCAACGUCGAGGUUGUCGACGCGCAGUCCUCGAUCCUAGGCCACCCAACCCCGCACCCCUUCUACGCCUCGGCAAUGGGAACCCUCGGCGUGGCGCACGCCGAAGCCGAGCCGGAGCUGGUGCGCGCGGUCGCCCGGCGCGGCGCCCACGCCGUCAUCAGCACGGCGUCGACGCGGGCGACCGGGCAGAUCAUGCAGGCGUUUGAGGAGGAGUCGCGGCGGCUCGGCGGGGUAAGCCCGUCGAGGCUGUUCUUCCAGCUGUACCUGCCCGACGACCGGGCUAAGGCGCUCGCGAUCAUCGAGACGGCCAAGCGGGCCGGCUACAAGGGCCUGUGGAUCACCGUUGACCUGCCGGUGCUCGGCAAGAGGACCGCCGACAGGCGGCUGCAGGCUGAGGAGGCGCUGUCGCUCGGGGUGAGCGUGGAGAGCGUGCCGCAGGCCUCCGAGGGGGAGAACCCCUACACGCCCGGGGCCGGCGGCAGGGUGGUGGCGGGGCGGGUGAGCGCGCGCACAACGUGGGACGACCUGAAGUGGAUCCGGGAGGCGUGGCAGGGGCCGAUCGUGCUGAAGGGGAUCCAGUGCGCCGAGGAUGCGAAGCUAGCGGUCGAAUAUGGCUGCCAGGCCAUCCUCCUCAGCAACCACGGGGGGAGGCAGCUGCACACGGCUCCCAGCUCGCUCACGACUCUGUUGGAGAUCAGGACGUACUGCCCGGAGGUGCUUGAGAAGCUUGAGGUCUACGUGGAUGGCGGCCUUCGCGACGGAGCUGACAUCCUCAAGGCCAUCUGCUUGGGAGCUAAGUCUGUCGGCGUAGGACGGCCAUUCUUCUACGCGAUGGCGGCGUAUGGAGCGGCGGGGGUUGAGAGGUGCAUCGACAUUCUCGCCGAAGAGCUAGCAACCGCGAUGAGGCUUGUUGGUAUCACGUCGCUCGACCAAGCACGACCUGAAAUGGUCAACGCAAGCCGGCUUUUGAACGACAUGUGGCGCCCUGAGAAACAGUUUGCGCAAAGCCGUCUGUAA